GACCCUUCCAGGAAUAUAAUCGUCUCCCUUUGCUUCCUACGACUGCAAGGACGUUUGAUCACCCUCAGAAAAUUGAACUCUUUAUAAUUAUCUUCCUCCAUAAAAUGCCAGGCGUUGCAUUCCAGCUCCGUGUAAUAUGCACUCUUCUUGCAGUGCAAGGCGCUCUCGGUUCCCUACGAGCGUUCAACUUCACAGUUCAUACCGCCCAGCGCAGCCCAGAUGGGUUUUCUCGUGAAGUCUACUUAAUCAAUGGACAGCAGCCCGGUCCAAUGAUUGAAGUUGACGAAGGGGAUGAUGUGGAGGUGUUCGUUCGCAAUGAGUUGCCAGUUAGCACUACUAUCCAUUGGCAUGGUAUGUUAUCGUCAAAGUAUAUGUGGCGGCUCAACUAAGCACAUGAAUUCAGGGAUACUACAACGUGGAACACCGGACAUGGAUGGGGUCCCAGGAGUAACUACCAAAUACCCCCUGGAGGGAAUUUUACAUACCGAUUUUCCGUGAAAGACGAGUACGGGUUUUACUGGUAUCAUUCUCAUUUCCGCGCUUACUACAACGAUGCUAUACGGGGCCCCCUCAUGAUCCGGCCAGCACCCUCUCGUCGCCGACCGUUUGAAGACAUGGCUGCAGGCACGGUUGAGCGUGAACAGCUGCUACAGGCUGAGAGAGAUGCGGUAUCUAUCCUCCUGAACGACUGGACACACGAUCUGUCGGACACAAUC
Aspergillus calidoustus is the source of this 716-nucleotide messenger RNA. The record is from the annotation of a GenBank genome assembly. Lineage: Eukaryota; Fungi; Ascomycota; Eurotiomycetes; Eurotiales; Aspergillaceae.